AUGCAACUCGGGACUGCAUCUGAUACCACUAGCGAUUCGAGUCGUCCCAGCAUUCCCUCUCUGCUGCGUUCAGGACAAGAUAUCUUGCAAGGCAAGACUCAAUGCGCCAAGCUGUAUGGGAUGUCACCAUCGAGCCUACCUCGGUCUCUCGUUCGAGAACCCUCCGAGAAACGUCUGAAUAAGCAUGUGAUACCGUCACUCACGACCGCAUUUCCCCACGAACCUUCCGAAGAAUACGGUGGGGCCAUGACGCCAGGAGAGUGGGUCCCGUUCACCCACCCGCUCGGAUUCCUCUACUUCUUUCACCCCGCGAAAAGGAUUUGGACGAGCACGUACAUGUACAGUCGACCCCACCACGAGCAAGUCGAGCAGUGCAUUUCCCUACUAGAAGACGUUCGACACGGCUUCGCCACGUCCGACGCUUUGCAACGACUUCCGGAGCGGUACGAGCUGGUCGUGAAUGCGACUACGGACGGACGAACGGGCGGCUUCUCGUGGGGGUACUACUAUAUCGACCACGCCACGCUUUCCGUCUUUUGGUUGGACGAGAGGGAUCUACAUGAUGAGAUGGCGGAUAUGCCAGGGUCGAUAUCACCGGAUCAUAUAUAUCAUAAGAUUCAAGAGCUCUAUUGGCGACAUAGCUACCUUUUCCCUCAUGAGGGCCGGAUCUCACAAUUCCUCUCCCCAUCGCUGCUCAAGCUGCACGACUGCAUCAGAUUCUACCUGCUAGAUCGUUCCAUGUCCUCCGACAGCGCUUGUCUCUACUCGAAAUCGCAGCUCGAGCAGAUGCGCGACGACGUGAGGAGCGCGCGAGAUCGGUUGAAGGCAGAAGACCCGUUCUCACCGGACCUCGUCUCUAGUCUAUCCCAAAUCCAGAUGUGCAUGGCCAGACAGCGGUAUCGCAAUGCGCAUGGCCAACCUUUCGUGCGCCUAAGCGCUACCACCAGCAUAUUCCCUCCACCUACCACAUGGGCCGUAUACCCCGGAAGCUUCACGUUCGGCGUCAUCUCCAACAUCAUCCUCCUGGGAGAACCGUUCGUCAUGCUGAAAGACCUGAACGCGGUGAUGGUGGACGGCAUGAUGCUGCUAGCCGGUCGGAAGGAGCUCCUGGAACGACUGGCGGUGCAGUGGGGACAGCUACUGAUCCUCGGAACCGUCAUGCUGGCCGUCAAUGUAACCUUCCUCGCCAUCCCCGGCGUCGUCCCCGACAUCUUCGGCGAGGGCGGAUCAAGAGAUUGCGCGCGAUACUCAUACAUCAGCAUACUCUUCGGCCUCGCCAGCAUCGCGGCGACAUUGGCACAUGUCCGGUAUACUCCGAUCGAUCGGGACGAGACGGUGGCGACUACAGCGCCGUACGAGCAUCUGCACUGGUUCGGGCCGGAAGUCGUCGCGACGCUGUACAGCACGCCCUUUGCGCUUCUACUGUGGUCGAUGAUCAUGUUCAUAGUGGCCAUCGCCAAAGCGCCGUUCUCUCCUGUCGUCCCUCCGGUGGUGUACACGUUCUUGGCGCUCUUCUCUGUGGUACUGGUGAUGCACUACGUCACGGCCUGGUUCGAGCCGCGGCUGGAGGUGUGGAAGGAGGCUAGGGCCCGAGCGUGCAAUACUGUUAAUGGGAUGAUGUGCAAGAGAGGCACUCCGAUGUCUGGAGAUGGCGUAGAGAUGGGUCGGUUUGAGGCCUGA
Molecule: messenger RNA, 1680 nt
Organism: Peniophora sp. CBMAI 1063
Lineage: Eukaryota; Fungi; Basidiomycota; Agaricomycetes; Russulales; Peniophoraceae
Source: the annotation of a GenBank genome assembly